AUGACGUCAACGCCUCUUCCCUUUCUUCAACAGUUGUCUGGCGCUUCCGGCCACCUCUCCAGCCAGACCGACGCCGGUCUGCCUCUACCAGACAGCUUCAGCUAUACCCCGCGUCAGGCCGACCUUGACGCCGGUCUGCCCAGUGCUUCUCUGCCAUCCACGGCUGGCGGCGCGUACAACCAACCUGCUAAUUCGACCCCCGACACCACCAUCUACACCAACGGCCAAGAGAUCGCCGAGGCAAUGGCCGGCCUAAAGAUGGUACAGGUGAGGCUUAUUCAUCGUUCUUUCCAAGCCUUGGACGUCAGUCUAGUCACCGGUUUCAUGGCCUGUCAGGCUACCUUUAUCUUUUUCGUCUAUAAUUAG
This is a messenger RNA of Protopolystoma xenopodis, 366 nucleotides long. The record is from the annotation of a GenBank genome assembly. NCBI's taxonomy places the organism in Eukaryota, Metazoa, Platyhelminthes, Monogenea, Polystomatidea, Polystomatidae.